Molecule: messenger RNA, 879 nt
Organism: Penicillium verhagenii
Lineage: Eukaryota; Fungi; Ascomycota; Eurotiomycetes; Eurotiales; Aspergillaceae
Product: Short-chain dehydrogenase/reductase SDR
Exons: 3
Coding region: 1-879 (292 amino acids)
Cellular component (GO): cytoplasm
Molecular function (GO): oxidoreductase activity, acting on the CH-OH group of donors, NAD or NADP as acceptor
Source: RefSeq, a predicted model, not a curated record
AUGGCUUCAUCUACAGAGAGUCGUGUUGCCAUAAUUAUUGGAGCCACUUCAGGCAUCGGACUCGACCUAGCCAAGCAUCUCCUUACAAAAGAUUGGAAAAUAGCCUGCACAGGCCGACGUCAGUCCGCCGGAACCCAGCUUCUAAUAGACCUUGACACGGUCAAUGCGGAGUUCUACGCAGCAGACGUCUCAAAAUACGAAGACUCGGUCGCCGUAUUCCAGAAAGUCUUUCAACGCUGGGGCCGCAUUGAUGCCGUAUGCGUUAAUGCGGGCAUUGUCGAUCAAUCAUCCAUCUACAUAUAUGAAAACGGUAGCCAAAAAAAGAACAUUGAAGAUGUACCCCCUGCACCGGAUACUUCUGUCGUUGAUAUCAACUACAAGGGCGUGGUGUAUUGCACGCAGCUUGCGACACAUUUCAUGCGAUACAAUCCUCAGCGUGGAGGGCGGGUUAUUAUAACGGGCAGCAUCGGGGGUGUGUUUCCUCAUGAAUCGUAUCCGGUCUAUUGUGGAACCAAGUCUGCAGUAAACCAGUUCGUCCGUGGAGCUGCUCCGUUAUUGAAGAUCAAGGAGAACAUCCUGCUUAACGUUGUGAUGCCGGGAAUGGUGAACACACCUAUUGUUCCGCCCGAGAUGAUUGCUGCUGUUUCGCCUGAGUGCCUUACGCCCGUGGAGACUAUCCUGAGGGCCUAUGAUGUAUUCUUGGAUGACACCACUGGUAUGGCAGGACAAUUACUCGAAGGAUCAGCUGAGAGAUUGAUCUACUACCCAAUGCCUGAGCCAGGGAACGGUCGUGUAACCGAGCGGGCGGUUACUGUAUGGGAGCCUUUAUUCGAGAUGAUGCAUGGUGAGAAGUCGGGACUUCCUGGAGCAAUCCCAUAA